AUGGGAAGGAACCGUGAUGUGGUAGGGACUCACCUCCAAGAGUUGCAGAGUCGAGUAUGCGUACAAUAUUCUACUACCGUUACACGGUUGAAAAACAGUGACAUAGGAACUUGCUGCCACAAGCUGAAAACCGUAGACACCAGCUCACAGUAUAAUCUAAUUGCUUCUACAGAGGAUAAUGGACUUCUGGGAUGCCACAAUGCAUUCGCCUUAUUCACACUGCUGGAACAAAAACCAGUAAAAAAAAGACAAGGGCUCAUGCAAACAUGCUCUGUCUUACUAUCGGUAAAAUGUGAAUAUGUAAACGCGAGAGGAAGAAUUUCCAAAUACCUAUUCCAGGUACUCGCAGAACACGAUGUCUGUAACGAUGGAUACUUUCACCAUAUGGAAGUAAACCAAAAUGGUUCACUGUUAUUGCUAACCUCAGUGUCUGCGGUGUAUGUUGUGCGCGUCCCAACAGAAAUGGAUGAAACCAGCGUUGUAGCAGAUGCAAUAACACAAACAUUUCUAUAUAAUAACAUCGUACGAGCAGAAGUUAUGCACAAAAAAAGAACAACUGACAGAGAUCAUAGACUUUGCAAAAUUGUGAAAGCUGCAUUUCAUCAACAAUAUGCUAAGGUGAUAUGCAUCUUGACAAUGGAACCCAAAGACAUCUCUGAUGUGACCACGGACGUGAAUGACAAUGGCGACGAUGGAGUGGACUGCGGAAACGACUCACCAUCGCGAAGCCAAAAUGGCGCAAAAAAUCAACAUGCAGAACAAGAUGAUAGUGACGAAUGCUCAGAUCAAGAUAAAAUUUUAUUUGAUCUGGAAAUGAGAGGUUUGUUGCGAAUAUUUAACGUGGAACAAAGCAUUGAUGUGCCAUAUAUGGAGGUGCAAUUAACUGAAGGAAUGUGCCGAACGGGGGAUGAAAGUGCUAUCUAUGAUCCAGAUGCAGCACCGAGAGGAGCAGUGGUAGAUUUUUGUUGGAAUACCAAUGGAAAUGUUACCUGGGGAGAUGUCACGAUUUUCGUACUCUCGAACUACGGCAUUAUAUUUGCCUACUGCCCGAUCCUGCUCACAAACUGUAUAAGAAACAUCAAAAGAAAACAGGCAAUAGUGCAAAUGGCGCAGGAACUCAUGACAGCGGGCUACCGCAUGAAAGACGCACCAAGGAUGAAUUGUCUGGAAACACCUGAGGACAUCACCUUGUUGAUAGAUAGCUUGACCAACAAAACUCUUGAUAGCCAUAUAGGUUCAAAUGUAGUUAAGCUGUUGCCAUCAGUUUUUAAACUGGAAACAAAUGAUGAAUUAGGAUGCAACGGCUUCGAAGCCUUGACAGUCAUGACUACGGAACCGCAGCUCAAUGUGGUAGUGACGGCAUCCAACGGGAAACUAGUAUUGUAUCAAAACAAUACUUUUGUGAUGCCUCUCACAUCACAUUUCUAUCGACCUGGUGCAAAGAGAGAUGUCACCUACCUGAACUACACCGCUAUUGACGAACCCGGGAACCAAGGAGGUUCAACCGUACUGAUGCGCAUCUCAGAUAACGUAUGUGUCGCACAUUCAGCUACACAAACGAGUAUAGCUAUCAUCAAACAAGCCAGUUUCGAUGUUAGACGACUUACUCAGAUGCGUACAACAGGAAAUCAUGUAUACACUUACUCACAGCCGGUUAUCGUUACAGGAGACGGGCUAAAACACAAAUAUCAUGCGAAUAACAACUGGAAUGAAACAAAUUCGAGUUUAUACGUUAUACAGGCCCUACUCUGCUAUAUGUUGGGGCAAGAGGAACUCCGACACGUUGCAACGGCGGUGAUGGUACUGCCUUUCACCGAGGAAUCGACAGAGUCCAAUAAAAUUGCACUCACUGACUACCCACAGCUUGUCAUAAAGGCGCCGUUAGACAAUAAAACGGAACCGGUGGUGAUAGGCUUAACAAAAAUGGUCGACGGAAGCGACUAUGUCAAAAAAAAAGUAGAAAAAAUUAGGCAAUAUGUAGAAGAAACCACCACGGUAUCGGCCAAUGCAAUCAAAACCGCCAGGAGGAUCGUCAAUGAAGGCACGGGCUACAAACAUAAAACUGUAGAGUUGGUCAAAAAUCUAUGUGCAAUGGAUUCCAAGGCAAUAUUCUACCUCAAGAUGAAAAACAACCUUCAGAUGGGUCUGUACAAAGCACUCGAGGCAUACAACAACAUUGAAGGUAACGUAGCCGAAAUUCUGGGCACGUUGCCAGAAUUUCGCAAUAAAGUAGAAGAACUUAGAAUACGUGCGCAACAUGUGAGAGAAUUAACAGAGGAGAUAAGGCAACGCCGUCAGCGAGUAUUAUCUUUGAAGUCAGAACUAUCGCAUCUAAAGCGCAAGGAGGCGGAUGUACAGCAUGUUGCGGACCUAAUCACCGGCGUUUAUAUAAAGUGUUUGGAAAAAAUGUGCAAGUCCCUCACAUACAGGGUCAACCAAACCGAUGAACUCCAUAAUUACAAGGAAUGUGUAAAACGUCUCGUUGACCAAUGGCUUGCCGAUACACUCAAGGGGAACAUAGAUAACAUGGAGAAAACGUUCGCUAGGAUGAGAGAUAUACGCAAUCGCAUCGCAGAACUCAACUGA
Molecule: messenger RNA, 2586 nt
Organism: Babesia sp. Xinjiang
Lineage: Eukaryota; Apicomplexa; Aconoidasida; Piroplasmida; Babesiidae
Exons: 2
Coding region: 1-2586 (861 amino acids)
Source: RefSeq, a predicted model, not a curated record